This is a messenger RNA of Strongyloides ratti, 1569 nucleotides long. RefSeq names its product Amino acid transporter, transmembrane family-containing protein. The transcript has 3 exons. NCBI's taxonomy places the organism in Eukaryota, Metazoa, Nematoda, Chromadorea, Rhabditida, Strongyloididae. The record is from RefSeq and is a predicted model, not a curated record. Bases 1 to 1569 code for a protein of 522 amino acids.
AUGAGUAUGGACAAAUCGAAGUAUCGUAACUCAAUAGUUUCAAAUAAUAAAAGUAUUAGAACUGUUUCAUUUGAUGAUAAAAAGUAUAUCAAUGAUUCUAGUAUUGAAGGUGAACAUAAAUCUGAUGGAGAAUGGAUAAAUGGAGAAUUUAUUCGAUUUAGAGGACUUCAUUGGUUUAUUACAGGACUAUUUAUUAUUGGUGAUAUGGCAGGUGGAGGUCUCGUAGCAUUACCUACAGCUAUGAUUCAGACGGGUUUUUAUUUUGGUCUUGUUUGUAUUGCAUUACUUGCUUGUGUAACUUGUUAUACAUCAAUUUGUCUUGGAAGAUGUUGGCAAAUUUUAUUAAAAAAUUGGCCAGAAUAUGAAAGUCAUUGUAGAAAACCAUACUCAGAAAUGGCUUAUAGAGCUUGUGGCCCUAUUAUGAAAACAGCAAUAUCUAUAUGUAUUGAUGUAACACAAUUUGGUAUUGCUGUUGUAUAUAUAUUAUUGGUAGCUAAAAAUCUUUCCAGUUUACUUGCAGCAUUCUUUGAUUUUCAUGUUUCUUUUUGUUUAUUAAUUCUUGCUGUAGCUAUUUUUUUACUUCCUGUAACAUUUUUAAAAUCUCCUCAAGAUUUUUGGUGGGCUGUAGUUUGUGCUAUGGUAACAACAUCUAUUGCUGUUAUCUUAAUUGUAUGGGGUUCAAUAUCAGAUUAUGAACAUUGUAAUGCAGAAAAAAAAAUGCCUGAAUUUGUAAUAACAAAUUAUUUUGUUGGUUUAGGUACAUUUUUAUUUGCUUAUGGUGGUCAUUCAUCAUUACCUACAAUACAACAUGAUAUGAAGCAACCAUCACAUUUUACAAGAGCAUCAUUAUUUGCUUUUUCUGGUAUUUUUUUACUUUAUCUUCCAGCAGGAAUAAUGGGUUUUUUAACAUAUGGUGAUUCAUUAAGAGAUUCAAUUAUUCAAUCACUUCAAACUACAUGGAUUCAACAAGCUGUUAAUAUUUGUAUUACUAUUCAUUGUAUAUUAACAUUAACAAUUGUCUUUAAUCCAUUAAAUCAAGAAAUUGAAGAAUUAUUUAAUGUUCCGCAAAAGUUUGGUGUAAAACGUGUAGUAGUACGUACAUCAAUAAUGGUAUUAGUUGUAUUUGUAGCUGAGAGUGUUCCAAACUUUGGACCACUUCUUGAUCUUAUCGGUGGUACAACAAUUACAACAACUUCUGUUUUACUUCCUGUUCUUUUUUAUACAAUGUUAUCAACUAGACAAAAAAUGAUAGAUGAAAAUAAUAAAGAUAAUGGAAAAUCACCAAAAAUAAAAGAAGUUUUAAAAUAUUGUCCAAAAGUAACAUUAAUAGUAUGUGCAAUUAUAUUUAUAAUAGGUAUUAUUGGUGGUGGUGCAGCAACAUAUUCAUCUAUUCGUGAAUUAACAUCAACACAUUUUUCUAAACCAUGCUAUAUUUCAGUAUUUGAAAAAUCAACAACUACUUCAACAAGUAAAGGCUAUACUAAUUGCUGUGGUCAUUAUCAAAAUAUCUCAAUAUAUGGUGAUCCACAAAAAUAUUGUUCUGAUCCAGAAUUAACAUUUUAUUCAUAA